This is a messenger RNA of Fusarium poae, 2499 nucleotides long. RefSeq lists its product as uncharacterized. Lineage: Eukaryota; Fungi; Ascomycota; Sordariomycetes; Hypocreales; Nectriaceae. The transcript has 3 exons. Gene Ontology annotation, biological process: carbohydrate metabolic process. The record is from RefSeq and is a predicted model, not a curated record. The coding region runs from base 1 to 2499 and encodes 832 amino acids.
AUGUUGAGUCCAACUUGGUUCUCGAGUUUGAACAUUCUCGGUGUGGUCCUGCUUGAGUCGGUAGGACUUUGCGAUGCACACAUCGAAAAGCCUUUCCUACCCAAAGGCCUCGCUCUGAGUACCGAACCUACCUACAAAACCAAGCCUUUCACUAGCUUCACUCUUGACUCAAAGAAGAAUACCAUUGCUGUGAUCGAUUACGGCCACGAAGUAGGUGGUGUACCAUUCUUUGACGUAAAGUCACUCAGUGGUCCUGCCCAAAUCGAGGUCAAAUACACCGAAGCCUACCAAGGACUGGAAGAACCUUUCGGUGAUGGCCCGUUUCUGUAUGGAAACCAGCUUGGGAGUAACUUCCGUAUCGAAACUCUGAACAUCACCAAGACUGGACGCUACGAUGCAUUCCUCGUUCAAGGUGGUCAGCGGUGGGAGUCUCUAAGACUUUUGACCGAGGGAAGCAUCAAGUUCUCCAACGUUGGGUUUCACGCCAGUUUUCCGAACAAGAACCCGGAUGAGGAACCUGGUUUCUUUGACUGUAGCGACAAACGUCUGAAUGAAAUCUGGAAAGUUGGAGUGCGAGGUGCGCAGUCUUCGUGUCUCGAGCAAGGCAGUCAGCCAUCCACUUGGCGUGUUGACCCCAAGAAUGGAGCCCUGAUCGAGUCUUUGAGACCUAUCCAGAGUGAGAAGGCCCCUCUUGUUGGAAAUCACACUCUUGAGUUUGAGACCAAGAUCGAGAGAGGUGGUAUCUGGUAUGGAGUCGCUUGGGAGAUUGGUAAAGGUGGUGGAAUCGGCCUUCAGAUCACCGGAGACUUGCCCAAGGCGACUACCUUCAAGAACCACAACUAUACACUAUCCCCUCGCAACACUUUGCAAGUCACUUCCGGCUGGGGACAAGUCAACCAGACUACCCUGCCUACUUACUUGUUGAAGACCUUUGACCUACCAUUUCCCGUCCACGAAAACCAGUGGUACAAGGUCCGAACUACCCUCAAUAAUGGUUACCUCAGUGCUUCCAUCGACGGAACCAAGAUCUUCAACAUGUCGCUUACUUCCUACCGUGUCUUGUUCAGAGGUCAAAUGAAGCCCAUUACGCUCACUGGUCGUUUUGGUCUUGGUGCGUAUCAGGAUCAAAAGGCUUACUACCGCAAUGUCAAGGUCCACGACGACGAUAAGGGAAAGCUUGUAUAUGAAAGCAGUUUGACCUCUGAUGAUAUACUUGACGAGUACGGCGUCAGAGAGAACAUCUUUGCGGCGUGUCUUGAUGGACCAAAACGCGAUCGCCUGAUUUGGCUCGGAGACUAUUUCCACACCUCACGAAUCAUAGGUGUCAGCACAUCACGUCACGAUCUUCAGAGAGGAACGUUUGAGUCCCUUAUCCCAACACAGAAUGAGGACGGACUAUUCAGUAUGAGUGCGCCACUUGGUUACCAACCAAAUAUCACAGUUUUCUCCGAUAACUAUGGAUUGGAAGACUACCAGCUCCUCGGCCUUUUGUCACUGUACUACUACGUGCAGUCCAGCAACGACCUCGACUUGCUCAAACAGGAGUGGAAGUACUUUGAGCGCGUGGUUGAGUGGUCUGUGAGCACGAUCAACAAGACCGAUGGACUGGUCCAUCUCAACGGCGCAUUUACUGGCCCUGCUGUGUCUGGUUCUUCAGUCUCCUGUAUGACUGUCCAGGCUCUCCAUUCCAUGGCUGAACUUGCUCAAGCGAUUGGCAAGAAGAAUUCGGCAAAGAAGUGGAAAGAAGCUGGUGAUAAGCUUACACAAUCUAUUCGCAAGUCACUUUGGAACGAUGAUCUUGGUGUUUGGAAGCUUUCUACUGCAAACGAAACCGACUUCUCUGUCACAGGUAUCUCAUUCUGCACCACAAGCAAGGUCGCUACUCGGACCCAAGCCACACGCUCUUUCAAGGCCCUUGAUAAGCUUGCUCUUGGCCCAGGAUAUCUUGACAAUACUAGAGCAGAUCCGGAUGCACCUACUGCCAGUAUCAGCCCCAACACCAACGGUUUCCUUCUCCCAGCGCUCUUCGAGUACGGCGCCGACAAACAAGGAUCCAAGCUGAUUGAUACGCUCUGGGGCCCCAUGGUAGACGACAUCAAGACAUCCACGGGAGCAAGCUGGGAGUAUGUUCUUCACGACGGCAGUCCUGGUUUGGGUCUGUUCACAUCCCUAGGUCACCCAUGGGGCGGCGCAGCUACAUAUGUUCUUACCGAGUGGGCAGCAGGACUUCGACCUGCACAGAGGAUCGAUGGGUAUGGGUAUAAGAAAUGGGUUGUCGGGCCGGAGAGUGGCUUGUCUAUGGGCUUGGAUUACGCGCAUGGUCGUGUGAAGACUGCCUUUGGAGGCAGCGUUGAAGUCACUUGGAAGCUGACCAAUAACAAGAAGAAUAUGGAGGUUAGUAUCAAGGCACCGAAGAAGACUAGUGGUGUUUUCGUUUUCAAGGGGACGGAAAAGCGACUGAGUGGUCAAGAGCAGUAUAAUUUUACAGUAAGAGUUUAG